Molecule: messenger RNA, 1461 nt
Organism: Morus notabilis
Lineage: Eukaryota; Viridiplantae; Streptophyta; Magnoliopsida; Rosales; Moraceae
Product: peroxidase 31
Exons: 1
Coding region: 212-1234 (340 amino acids)
Biological process (GO): hydrogen peroxide catabolic process; response to oxidative stress
Molecular function (GO): peroxidase activity; heme binding
Source: RefSeq, a predicted model, not a curated record
AGCAGCACGCUUCCCGUGAUUGGAGGAGCAAAAAGAAAUCACAGUUCACACUUGACUGUAGAUUGUGAAACCCUCCCAAUCUACUUCUCUCUCUAGAACUCCCACACACACUCUCCCUCUCACCACUUCAUUUGAGCUAAAAAGCCCGAUCCUUUAUCUUAAGACAGAGGAAUUCAAUCACCCCAAUCCAAACACCUCUUAAGUCUCAACCAUGGCAAUGGCGAUCAUGCAAAUGCAAAAUCUCCUCCUUCUCUUACUCGCCAUUUCCAUGGCGGUAGUGGAGGCGAAGCCCAGAGGGAGUGGAGCAAGAGCGGCAUCUCCGAGGCUGUACACUAACUACUACCGAAAAUCGUGUCCGAGAUUCGAGCAGAUCGUGCAGGACACCGUCACCAACAAGCAGAUCGCGAGCCCAACCACCGCCGCCGCCACAAUCCGGCUCUUCUUACACGACUGCCUCCUCAACGGCUGCGACGCCUCCACGCUCCUCUCCUCCACCCCCUUCAACAAGGCAGAGCGCGACGCCGACAUCAACCUCUCCCUCCCCGGCGAUGCCUUCGACGUCGUCGUCCGCGCUAAGACCGCCAUCGAGCUCGCCUGCCCCAACACCGUCUCCUGCGCCGACAUUCUCGCCGUCGCUACACGCGACCUCCUCACCAUGGUCGGCGGUCCCUUCUACACAGUCCCCCUCGGCCGCAAAGACUCCCGCGUCUCCCGCGCCUCAGAUGUCGACGGCAAUCUCCCCAAACCGACAAUGCCGAUCUCCGAAAUCACCCGAAUCUUCGCCCAACGCGGCUUCUCCGUCCAGGAAAUGGUCGCCCUAUGCGGUGCCCACACCGUCGGAUUCUCCCAUUGCAAGGAAUUCAGCGAUGGGAUCUACAAUUACAGCAAAUCUUCCCAGUGCGAUCCCCAAUACAAUCCUAGAUUCGCCGCCGGAUUGCGGAAAGCUUGCGCUGAUUACCACAACAACCCGACAUUGUCCGUCUUCAACGACAUCAUGACUCCCAACAAGUUCGACAACAUGUACUUCCAAAACCUAGCGAAAGGAUUAGGGCUUCUGAAAUCGGAUCACACUCUGAACAGCGAUCCGGCGACGAAGCCGUUCGUCGACCUGUACGCCAGGGACGAAAACAGGUUCUUUACGGAUUUUGCUCUGGCGAUGCAGAAGCUCAGCGUCUAUGGAGUCAAGACCGGAAGAGCUGGAGAGAUUAGACGAAGGUGUGAUCAGAUUAAUUAAGCUUAAUCACUUGAAUUAAUCUUAAUUAAUGACGUUAUUGUCGUUGUCCUUGUUGUUUAUUGAGUGGUGGUUGAUUGGUUGAGGGCAAUUUUCUCUUCAAGUCUUCUUCUUUCUUGGUUCUGUGGUGAUUAAUAUUUGUUCUGUAUACAUGUUUUGUUGUAUCAACCGGAUAUUUACUGAACUUAAAAAAGAUAUACUUAUUUAUUUUCUUCUCUGUUUUCUUCAAA